Trichomycterus rosablanca is the source of this 5364-nucleotide messenger RNA. It is a transcript of the gene mtmr14, whose product is annotated as myotubularin related protein 14. Gene Ontology annotation, molecular function: phosphatidylinositol-3-phosphate phosphatase activity. Gene Ontology annotation, biological process: dephosphorylation. The coding region runs from base 684 to 2582 and encodes 632 amino acids. Lineage: Eukaryota; Metazoa; Chordata; Actinopteri; Siluriformes; Trichomycteridae. The transcript is spliced from 19 exons. The record is from RefSeq and is a predicted model, not a curated record.
GCUCGUCACGACCGUAUUUUUAAUGAAGAGCGGAAUAUUGCUUUAAUGAUCGACUUUUUCGCUUCAAUGAUAACAGAAUUAUUGUAACAUGGCCUGAAUGGACUCGGUUCAUUUUGUUUUCAUUGUAAAAUGAAGACGUGACAUUGAGCAGUGUUUGUAGGCCGAGGGAGUCCUGAGGAUUUCCUAAAGGAAGUGUGCAGUUCAAUGCGGGAUUUCUGGGGGUGCGUUCGCUGUGACUGCUGGGUUUGUGUAAGUACAGGUUUGGAAAAUAUGAACGCGAAUAGUUGGCGAGAAGUCUUAUGUUCUGGUGAAGCUUCUGUCUUUUACUCUGAGUGGACACACUUGUUAGUUUAAGUAUUUUCGCUCGUCCUAAUAUAUCAUUAGAAACACUUCAGUUGUUAGCAUCGCAGCUUCGUGUUUUACUAAGUAUCGGGGAGAAACGCAGGUUAACUAGCCUCUGUACGGCUAGUUAAUGCACCAGUAGCGCAGACCGGGUUCAGAUCACCGGUACCCUGAACUCACGGCGUCUCCCCGGCUCCGGCCCCCUGAAGCGGGCGGUGAGGAAGAAGCUGGCCGGUAAGGCAUGGCCUGGUGGAGGCUCUCGGGCUCACGGAGCGGCGCUGUUUGAAGGAGGCCGAGUUCGCAUCGAGCACCAGGCUGCUGCGGCGGGUCUUGGAGCGAUUAUGGAGACCGUGAGCCUGAGCGCUUCUGGAAGCAGUGCGCGCAAAAGCGAGGAGAUCGCGGAUCUGAUCGAGCUGUUUUCAAAGACGCAGUACAGAGCCAAUGAGGUUACACCACGGGUGGAGAGAAUAGAGAAGCGAUGCCUGGAACUGUUUGGUCGUGACUACAAGUACAGUGUGAUCCAGAACAGCAGUGGAGAAGUUUGUGGUCAUUACCCGCGCCACAUUGUCUACCUGGAAUAUGAAUGCACUGAGCCCAAUAAGGAGAGUUUUGAGAGUACUGUGCAGAUCAACAGGCUGCAGGAUCUAGUAAACCGCAGUAAAAUGGCCAGAUGCAGGGGGAGAUUCGUCUGUCCAGUUAUCCUCUACAAUGGCAAGCAUGUGUGUCGGUCGUCUACACUGGCAGGUUGGGGGGAACUGUAUGGACGCACUGGUUACAACUACAUCUUCUCUGGGGGUUCUGAUGACACAUGGGCAGAAUCAGAAGAAGUACUAGAUGAUGAUACUGCAGUCCGAAAUGGAGAUUCUCAGCUGUUUGAUAAGGUGAGAGGUUCAGACAUCAAGCUGCUGAAGUAUCUGUCUGUGCGCUACAUCUGUGAUCUGAUGGUGGAAAACAAGAAAGUCAAGUUUGGGCUGAACGUCACUUCUUCUGAGAAGGUGGACAAAGCCCAGCGCUAUGCAGAUUUCACUUUGCUCUCUGUGCCUUACCCAGGUUGUGAGUUCUUUAAAGACUACAAAGACAGAGACUACACAGCAGAAGGGCUAGUCUUCAACUGGAAUCAGGACUUUGUGGACGCUCCCUUGACAAUCCCUGCGUGUUUCACCAAGAACCUGAACAUUGACUGGAGUGCAUAUCAGUCAUGGGACCUGGUGCAACAGACCCAGAAUUAUCUGAAGCUGCUUCUUCACAUCAUCAACAGUGAUGAUGAAAGUGGUCUUCUGGUGCACUGUAUAUCAGGAUGGGACAGAACUCCACUUUUUGUCUCACUCAUUAGACUUUCACUGUGGGCUGAUGGUGCUGUUCAUGCAAGUCUGGAGCCAGCUGAGAUUCUGUACCUGACUAUUGCUUAUGACUGGUUUCUUUUUGGUCACAUGCUGCCUGAUCGUCUCUCUAAAGGAGAGGAAAUUUUCUUUUUUUGCUUCAAUUUUUUGAAGCACAUUGUCUCUGAGAAUUUCUCAGUUGUUAGGAAGCAAAGGAGGAAAAACUCUCAGUUUAAGGACACUGAUUUCACAGUGGAUGACCUCUGCCAGCUUAAAUCCAGAGACAGAGGUAGUACGACCAGCCUGAGUAGUGAUUUCUCUCUCAUUACUGAGGACACAGCUGCUCCCUCCAGCCUGCCUGCUGAGCCAGUGGACCUUAUCACCGGGCCUCUGUCCUUCACUGGAAGGAAAGCUAUGACCUCGUCUCCUCAGACUGUGCUUUGGAACCGGGCAAUCCCAAUUGAGGAGCGUCUACCUCAUCCAGUCUUGGAGGGCAAAUCCUCAAGUUCCUCAUCCUCCAAUCAAUCAGAACAGGGCUUUAUCCGUACAGGCAGCAGCCCUCUGGCUGUUCCUGGGAGAAGGUCCCUUGUAGAGUAUGCUCGUUCGGGCUCCUCUAUCUCUACAGAAUAUGGUAGCUGGCAGAUCGUCUCAGGCUGUGGAAGCAUCCACGAUGGGGCUCCUCUUCCUAUAGAGUCUCCACUGCCCUUCAGCUUUCAGGAUGAGGGGCCCAACGGCCGCAUGUGUUCAUAUGUAUUUGAGAGGCAGGCUCGACUGGAAGCGGUCAGGGAGGUGUUUCUGGCGGCAUACAGUUCCACAGUAGGGCUAAAGUCCACCUCUCCCAGUCCAUCUGGAGCGAUUUCGGGUCUGUUGGAGCAGUUUGCCCGGGGCGUUGGCCUCCGAGGCACUAAUUCAAUUGUCUGAAUCCAACUUCUUCCACUCUCCCUCCCUUUGGUUUUUCCAUCUCACCUGUGUGGUAGAACUGAAUCACCAAUCAUCAGGAUUAGUUCUUUAUUUUUCAUACCAUGAUGUGAUCUAAUCAUCCAAUGAUUUAAGUCUAAAGUUUAAUUUAACUCCACCGUUAUGUCUGCUGAAAUCCAGAAAUCCAGAAAUCCAGAAGCAUCCUGUUGUCUUAACAAAUGGUCUUUAAAAUGAUAGUUUUCACUUGACUUGUCAAUUCAUUACAGCCUUCCUGCUUGUUCUGAUCUUUUUAUUGCUCUGGUUUUCUCUCACUGUCUGCACACUAUUCCAGUAGAGAAAAUGUGCCAAACUUAUACAUGGGCCUAUUCUUUUUUUAAUGGUUUUAUUUGUUCUUUUAUUGGUUUUUACACACUGAAUGUCUUGCUUUUUAUCCUCUCCUUCCACCUUAAUUAGGUCAAAUGAGAUUAUAGUGAAGGAGACAAUGAUUGUAGUUUGACCACAAAAAGGGAAAGGAUUACUUUAAAAGCUCUUUGCAUGUCUGUAGCCAUAUUACUGCUACAGCGAAAUGUAGUCAUAGACAAAUUCUUUAAAUGUGAUUUCUGUGUGGACCUCAAAGACUGUGCUUUUUUUUUUUAAUGAAUUUUAAUGGACAACAGAUUUUGUAAAUUUCCUUGAAUUAAAAUGUUUUGGUGCCUCCAUUUGUCUUACAAUCUUAAAUACACUUGAAUAUGUAAAGCUUUGGGCUCUGAUGUAUCUCAACAAGUGAGAUCUUUAGAGUGUAUAAAUCUGGAUAAGAGGAUGACGGUUCUUACUUAGUUAGUGGAAGGACACAAGGGUUUAAUUGGUUGGAUGAAGCAAUAUGAAACAACUGUUCAAAACUUACCUAUGUUCACAGCUUGUUUAGUACAUACUUUAGAUUUUUUAUUUAAUUUUACAUUAAACAGUUACAGAAGUAGCAAUGAUCACUCUACUUCCCUUAGCCAACUCAAAAGCAUAUGUAUUCACCCCAGGUUUACUUUUUGUGGCUGGUUUUAUGGGGGCUGCUAAUGGUUCCAGUCUAGGUCAUUUUCAUCUAAUGUUUUGAAUCAGUGGUAAAAUAAUGACAUGGCAAAUGGUUUGAUUUAAUUGAUUAAAAUUCCCAGCUUUAAUUCAGAUACAUGUGUGCAGUGCUACCUCCACUACAUUUCAUAUAUGACAAAGAUUUCUGCUGUUUUACUUAAGCCAGGGGUUCUUAACUUUAAAUACCUCGCUAUCUAUCCCCAUUCUUUAAAAUUCCCACAUGCACAUGGCAAUUUUGUGCUGUGGAUUAAUAACAAUCAUAUUGCCAGCUCACCUUGUUGAUUCUUGGACCUUUGCAUUAAUUGGAUGAAUCUAAAUAGGUUCCAGAUUUGUAGGACUAAAGUCGCAAAUAGAUUCUGCACUGAGAAACUAGACUAUUUCUGUUCUUUAGGUAUAUAAAGGGUAUCUUCUCUGUCUGUUGAGUGUAAUCUGGUGUAAAGCAAAAUUGCAAAUGAAAGGCUUAUCAGAUGAAUGAAGUACGCAAGUCAGUCAUCGAGACUUAACUGACUGUUGUGACCUGCAAGAGGCAAAUUUAUACAUACAUACAUUUCUGAUGCGUAUACCAAUAUAUUCAUUAUAGCAUUACUUUUUACGAUUCCCAAGGACCUUUUUUCGUGGACCUCUUGAGUUGAGAAUCCCUGGCUUCAGGUGUUUUAACUAUUUUGACUAUGAAAUGAUUUUGUCCAUGUACCUGUUGGUGCUUAAUGGAGAGAGAUUUAAAUCACGUAACAAAUGCUAUCAUUGUUGUAGACAUUGUAAAAUGCAGUGCACACAUUAGUGGGUUGAGUGUACCACUGCAUGCCAGAAAUCUGAGAUUAACGGAGAUUUUGUGAAGUAAUAACAUUAGCCAUGUUCCUAAUAUGCUAGUUGGUUAACAGCUCCAUUCAUUGUGGCACAAAUGCUUUACUAGUUUUGCUUUGAUUGUCUUCAUGAAUCUUUUUUUUUGACGUGUCACUUUUUAAAGUUGCGUACAUGGCAUUCUUUUGUACUAUAUCAAUUACAUUUCAAUUUGGCAUGAGUUGCCACUUUGAAAUAUUUCUUAAAUAUUAAAGCAGCACUUAAAAUUACCCAUUAUCGCAGGUAAAUGUUCUUAAUGCCAAACGGUUUUGAUGGCGUUUUUACCUCAGGACCACCAUUUGUUGUGCCUUUUUUCUAUUAAUAAAGAUAAUUUCUUUAGUGUUUAAACACUUUUUCGGUUCAGUACACUAUUUACCUUUAAAUACUUUUUCCUCAUUAUGCCAUGGAAUUGUUUCACAUGAUUUAUUGUACUGUGUAAUUUCAUAUAUGUUUCUAUUCUGAUUUCUUAAAUUCUUAAAUGAUGGUGGUUUUGAAUUAGCUUUGUGACUAUAGGAAGAUAAUAUAGAGCUUGUGGUUGUGCAUAAAUCAAAACAGGCAUUCAACAGUGGAAGCAUUACAAUAGUAGUCAAGCACUUUGCAUGAUCUUUCACAUUUUCCUUGCUUGUUUUGCCCCCAAAUUUUGAUGAUUUAUUUUCCCAGUUUAAAGCCAGAUGAGUAGAAUUUGGUGUGUAUGUUUACCUGUUUUACAUAUUUUAAGAUGUGCACUGUUUUAAGAUGUGAAUAUUUUAAGACGUGCAGCACAUCUGUUUCAUUGUACGGUGUUUUUGUUGGUUUUUAUUUUAUGGAUUCUUCCUUGAUAUUGUCCUCCCUGGGGCUGUGGAGAUGAAUCAGAUGUUCUUCCAUUGUAAAUAAAAAUUAAAUGAAAUAA